CGAAGUAUAAAACUGCAUAGACUAUAUAUAGUAAUUAUAAAAAAUGGCUUCAACUAGCUUCCUCUUUCUUUAUGUGUUACUCAUGUUUUCUCUAGCAGGCAUGGCAAUUUCGGAUUUGUCAGAUGAUUUCUACGAUGAUGUUUGUCCUGAAGCUUUACCAACCAUCAAACGGGUUGUUGAGGAUGCAGUCCGACAAGAGAGGCGAAUGGGCGCCUCUUUGCUACGUUUACAUUUUCAUGAUUGCUUCGUUAAUGGUUGUGACGCUUCGAUUCUUCUUGACCAAACGGCUACUAUUGAUAGUGAAAAGACUGCUCGUGCUAAUAACAAUUCUGUUAGAGGAUUUGAGGUGAUUGAUAAAAUCAAGUCCGAGGUUGAUAAAGUUUGUGGAUGUCCAGUUGUAUCUUGUGCGGACAUCUUGGCAGUUGCAGCUCGUGACUCUGUGGUUGCUCUACAUGGACCAACAUGGGAAGUAGAACUAGGAAGAAGAGACUCCACUACAGCAAGCAGAACUACAGCCAACAAUGACCUUCCAACUCCAGUGAUGGACUUACCUGCACUUAUCGACAACUUCAAGAAGCAAGGUUUGGAUGAGGAAGACCUUGUCGCUCUGUCUGGUGGUCACACACUAGGAUUUGCUCAGUGUUUCACCUUCAGAAAUCGCAUCUACAAUGACACUAACAUUGACUCCACCUUUGCGAGCCAACGCCAAGAAAAUUGUCCACGUAGUGGAGGUGAUUCCAACCUUGCAUCCCUUGAUCCUACACCUGCUCUUUUCGACUCGAAAUAUUUCAGUAACUUGGUAUCCAAGAAAGGGCUUUUGCAUUCUGAUCAAGCACUAUUUAGUGGAGGAGAGACUGAUAAUCUUGUUAAAACCUAUAGUACGAACCUAAGGACUUUCUCUAAAGAUUUUGCUAAAUCUAUGAUUAAGAUGGGGAAUAUCAAGCCAUUGACUGGAAAUCAAGGUCAGAUUCGUGUAAACUGCAGGAUGGUGAACUAAGCAGUUCUAAUGAAAUUAAUCAAAUGUUUCAAGAAUUUGGUUAUUUUCAAUUGCAAUUUUUUAUUCCAGUUGGAAC
Messenger RNA from Lycium barbarum (goji berry), 1073 nucleotides. RefSeq names its product peroxidase 22.3-like. Gene Ontology annotation, molecular function: peroxidase activity; heme binding. NCBI's taxonomy places the organism in Eukaryota, Viridiplantae, Streptophyta, Magnoliopsida, Solanales, Solanaceae. The transcript is spliced from 3 exons. Gene Ontology annotation, biological process: hydrogen peroxide catabolic process; response to oxidative stress. Bases 44 to 997 code for a protein of 317 amino acids. The record is from RefSeq and is a predicted model, not a curated record.